AUGGCGCAAGCUCAGGCUGUCGCUGCUGCAGCACAGAAAGAGCGCGAAGCUGUGGAGAAGGCGAAGGCUGCAUGGGAGGCUCGGAUGGCCGAUGAGGCCGAAGCCUUGAAGGCUGCAGAGAAAGCGAGGGACGAUGCGCUUGCUGCUGCAGCCUGCGCUGAGGUUGCCUUCGAAGCAGCCGCUGGAGCAGUGGUCGAAGUCGCGUCCACCCAAAUGACGGAGGAAGAGCGAGAAGCAUUGCAAGAGAAGGCGGCGAAGGAGCGCGCGGCCAAGGAGCAGGCAGAAGCAGCAGUGAAGAAGGCUGCGGAGGCUUUACAGGCUGCAAAGCAGAGAGCCGAGGAGGCAGAGAAUCAAAGCCGUGAAGCAGCAAUCUCAGCUCAAUUCAAGGCCUUGGGCAAGCUGUCGCGGGUCCAAGCUGCAUAUGCAACUUUGGAGGAGAGGCUAAAAAUCCAGGAGGAGGCAACCGUGCAAGCCUCGAAGCGAGAGGAAGAAGCGGCGAAGCGGGAGGAACAGCUUGCGACACUUGUGGCGGCAAAGGCACUCGCCAAAGAGGUGAAUCGUCGCAACCGCGCUGCGCAAACUCUACUUGCCAUCGAGCAAGAGACUGGCUCCGAGAAGUGGAGGCUAGCGCUCGAUGUGCUCGGCGACGGUCCAGACCAACUCAGGUCAGAUGUGCGCUUGGAAAUCGCCAGGUUAGCAACACAAUGGCUUGCCCAGUUCAGGCUGCAAGAAGGGGAGGAGUCGUUGCAGGAGUCCGUCGGAAACCACACUCUUUCGGCCAUGAAGGACUUCGUGGAUGGCUCGGUGAACUUCCUGGCGGUGGCCAGAUCCGUGCAAACAACGCCACAGACAUGGAACGAAGCAGGAGACGCAGCAAGCCAAGCUGUGCAGCAAUCCCUCCAAGAGCUGGCGUCUAUGGGUGGCGACAUGGGUAUUGUGGCUCAGGACGCAGCCUAUCAGCUUCAAGUCGUUGAGAAUGCCGUGCAGGCCGCAAAGCAGCAAGCCGUGCCUGCACAGGUACACCACACGGUGGCAGUGCCUACGGCAACAGCUACGGCAACAGCACAGGCAGACGUCGCAGUCCACGCGCAGCAGAAGAAGCAGCAGCAGCAGGCUGCGGCGUUUCUUCUGGGCGGCGUGGCCCCAGAAACGGUGCAGGUGCACGUCUUGAAAGAUCCCGAAAUGCCGCCCAUGGCCCUGGUCACUUCAGGGGAGGCGAGCCAAGAUCUGAAUUCAAUGGAUGAGACUGAACAACGACAUGCAAUUCUGGCAGCUGCGAAAGCCGUCGAGGCAUCUGUCACGCCAUCAUCGUCUUCCACCUCCUUGGCCAACCCUCCAGCCUUCGCCAGCACCAGCUGCCCUCCUUCUCAGGCCUUUUUGUUCUCAUCGUCCAGCGAGCAGUCCUUGCAGGCGGGGAUCAGUCAGGAGCUUGCUCCCGCGUCAGCGCCACACAAGGUCCCGACAGAAUCGAUGCCACCGCUGGAUGAACUGGAACGCGGGGGCGGCCAUUCAGCACCGAACGUUGUCGAGGCUGGCGUCGCGGCAUCUGCAGCCGACCCUCCAGCCCUUGCCAGCACCAGCGGCCCGCCUUCACAGGCCAAGACUGCAUCGAGCAAGCAGCCGUUCCAGGCAGGCAUCAGCCAUGGUCGAGGGGAGCUGGCUCCCGCAGCGGAGCAUGCCCAGCACAAGGUGCAGUUGCCUUCGAUGAAGCCAGUGGAGGGCUCCUCGCCGAGACCUACUGAUCAAGGACCAACUGCCGUGGCCGCAGAACCUCUUCGCAAUGUGGUUCCGCGGCGAAAGUCCUCCGUGGAGGACUUGGCCAGGGAUCUUGGCCUCGGUGCACAGACAGAUAAUCGGCUCGGCAUUGAGACGAAGCCGCCUCUUCGCCGUCCGUCUGGCACACCUUCCCGGCCCAAGAAAGCCAAGCACUCCACCUCGCGACGGCUGCUACAUUUGAAAUCCUCUGGCGGCCGCUCAGAAGAAGCCAUCACCUUGGAAUUGGGUGACGUCGCUGAAGAGCUGGAGCUCGAGUCCAAAAUGUUAGCCAAGCACAUGGCCGUGUCCAUUGGCAAGGCUGCCGGCCUAGGUCACCAAAGCCCGCACGAAGCGGCCCUGACAGCUGCUGCCUCCGUUCACAAGGCAAUGAUCGAGAAGGGCGUGACGGAAGAGGAGGCUGUGGAAUUUGCCUCGUUUUGCUCCGGGCUGGCGGCUGCCGAGGCUGCGAUGGUGCAAGGGACGACGCCGGAAGUUGCUGCCUCCAUUGCUGCCGCUGAAGCUCAAAGAGCCGCACUAGUUGCCGGCUGCCCUACCGACUUGUCUCUUCAGUGUGGAGCCCUGGCCAUUGGCGCAGUGGUCGCCAAGCUGGCAGCACAAAGGAGCUGGAAUCACAGCGAUGCAGCAACUAUGGCUGGGCAAUUCCUCAGAAGAUUCGUCGAUGCAAACACCAUUGCAAGCGACCACUUUGUCGCAAUGACAGCGAUGGCGACACACGAGGCUGCAGAAGCCGUGGCCCUCGCCAACGGCUUUGCACCCCGGCGUGCAGCGGAGAUUGGCGCUGAAGAGGCUUCGAGGAUGACCUCGCAGCUCGUACACGCCAAAAUCCGUGGCGUCGCCGACGAUGCACUGCGAAACUUGAGCGCAGGAACUGAUGCCACGAGCACCUCCGAGGCGUCGUCGAUGUCCAAAGCGGUCUCGGGCUUCUCUGCAAUUCAAGCUCGCCCAUCCGAUCGAGAGCCAGAUGGAAUGUCUUCACGGCAAGGCAGCGCCGGCACACAGGCUCAGAAUGCCUCCAAGCCUGGCUUGACGGAGCUCAGCAGGAGGCCCCUGCCCGUCAGUGCCCGCCGAGCAGAAGGUGAUGCCGCACUGCCGGCAGCAUCGCCACGGGAGGAGCAGCAGCUGCAGCCGCCGCAGAAGAGGCCACAAAGGAUGUCCAUUGCAGAUUUGACACUUCCGGCCUUGCCUUCUGCUCGCCGGAUGUCCCAGGCACCGACGGCCGCUGAGUCGACCGCGACCGUGUCGUCAGUGGUGCCCAAUGAAAAGUAUCCGGAGACCUCCCGGAUCCUCUCAUAUGGACAACAUGAUGCGAGGAAAAGAGAUCACUCGAGGAACUCGAGGAGCCCAUCUCCAGAUGUGCAGCCCGUCGAAUCAGGCAGAGAGCGAAAGGCCUCUGCGCGGUUGCUGCAGGAGUUCCGCAGGCCGUCGAUGCUCUCGAUGCAGUCCUUCGAAGUUCCUCUACCGGCACCGUCCCGGGAUCUCCCUGUGGGCCCGGUACACAGCAACCGCCCCAAGUUGCAGGGUUGGCAGCGGAUACAAAAGCAGGACGAGGCCAGUCCAGGGCGUGGACGUCGCAACUCCGCAGCGAGAGCGAGAUCGCCUCAUGAUGACGCCUCCCUCUCCAGCCCUGAGCGGCCGAGCGAUCCACGCAGCGAUCCUGUUAGCCCACGGGAGGCGGAUCCAGCGCCUCAAGACAGUUCUCCGAGGCCAGCCCUGGAAGAAUUGCUACGGCCAAAGCCGCCGAGCUUCCCCAUCCAGGCGAUGCCACCAGAGGACAAGCGAAGAGGCGCACGAGAUCCUCGAGACAGGCCAACUCCGCGACUGCGCGCUGGGCCCGAACGAGCCGAGAAGGUGGGAGGAGAAGAAGAAGAAGAAGAGUCGGUAACUGCUGCUACUGGGUUUAGGGUUUAUUAG
This is a messenger RNA of Symbiodinium sp. CCMP2456, 3687 nucleotides long. NCBI's taxonomy places the organism in Eukaryota, Dinophyceae, Suessiales, Symbiodiniaceae. The record is from the annotation of a GenBank genome assembly.